GUUGCGAUACCGGGAGGGGGCGCAGAGAUGCUGUCUGUGGUGCGUUACCUGGGCAGUGCCUGCGGACGGGCCCUCGGGGGCUUCCCCGGGGGCUUUGCGGCGAGUAGGCCCGCGGCGGGGAGGCCCAGGUCUCUGUGCCAAGGUAGCCGAAGAGCCAGCACCAGCUCAUUUGAUAUAGUCAUUAUUGGUGGCGGAAUUGUGGGUCUUGCCUCUGCCAGAGCACUCAUUCUGCAACAUCCGACACUUUCCAUUGGUGUUCUGGAAAAAGAGAAAGAUUUAGCUGUUCACCAGACUGGACAUAAUAGUGGUGUCAUACAUAGUGGGAUAUAUUAUAAACCUGGAUCUCUGAAAGCUAAAUUGUGUGUGCAAGGUGCAGCCCUCAUCUAUGAGUAUUGUAACCAAAAGGGAAUUCCCUACAAGCAAUGUGGCAAGCUUAUAGUAGCUGUUAAACAAGAAGAAAUUCCUAGGCUUCAGGCUCUGUAUGAGAGAGGCCUGCAGAAUAGUGUCCAGGGCCUGAAGCUGAUCCAGUCAGAGGAUAUAAAAAAGAAGGAGCCAUAUUGUAGGGGUCUAAUGGCUAUUGACUGCCCAUAUACUGGCAUUGUGGACUAUCAGCAGGUGGCUUUGUCAUUUGCCCAGGAUUUCCAAGAAGCAGGUGGCUCUGUUUUGACUAAUUUUGAAGUAGAAGGCAUUGAAAUGGCUAAAGAAAGUCCUUCAAGAAGUGAAGAUGGCAUGAAAUACCCGAUUGUUAUAAGGAAUUCAAAGGGAACUGAAGUUCGAUGUCAGUAUGUUGUGACAUGUGCGGGACUUUACUCAGACCGUAUUUCAGAGUUGAGUGGCUGCAGUCCUGAUCCUCGUAUUGUUCCAUUCCGGGGAGAUUAUCUGCUCUUGAAACCAGAAAAAUGCUACCUUGUAAAAGGAAACAUUUAUCCGGUCCCAGAUAGCCGGUUUCCUUUCUUAGGAGUUCACUUCACACCCAGGAUGGAUGGCAGUAUUUGGCUUGGGCCUAAUGCAGUUCUUGCCUUUAAACGGGAGGGCUACAGACCCUUUGACUUCAGUGCCAGAGAUGUUAUGGAUAUACUUCUAAAGAGUGGCUGUACUAAACUGGUACAACAGAAUUUCUCCUAUGGAGUUAAAGAAAUGUAUAAAGCCUGCUUUCUCAGUGAAACAGUGAAGGACCUUCAAAAGUUUAUUCCUGAAAUCACUAUCAGUGAUGUGGUUAGAGGUCCAGCUGGUGUAAGAGCCCAAGCUCUAGAUAAAGAUGGAAACCUGGUAGAAGAUUUUGUAUUUGAUGGAGGAGUUGGGGAUAUUGGAAAUCGUAUUCUUCAUGUGAGAAAUGCGCCUUCCCCUGCUGCUACUUCUUCCCUUGCGAUUUCUGGAAUGAUUGCAGAUGAAGUACAGCAAAGAUUUAAAUUAUAAAUAAUGAAAGGAGUUAGCCUCGGUGAUUACAUUGAUUGAGCUACCUCAUCCAUUAAUUUGGAAGGCUACAUAUCAUCAGCUCAUGCUCAAGAAGUAGCACAUCCUAGGUGAAUAUACUAGGCAAUUAUCUGAUUGAGAUGAAUGUAUCAAAAACAUUCACAGAAGAACAAACCCUAAUGGCUCUUCAUAAAAACUGAUUACUCUAAGAAAUGAGACAUGCAGAAUGUUUUUCUAUUCUAAGACUAUCAAGAAAUGUAAAAUAAUACAAAUUUUCAAUUUAUCAACUGUAAUAUUGCAUAUACACUAAACUGUGAAAGACUGAAAUUGUAAAAAUAAUUUACAAUUUUUAAAUUAAUAAAGCAAUCUUUAUUCCAUAUGGGUCUGUACGAUCCCCCCCCAAUUAAAGUGAAAAAAUUAUUGAAAGUGCUUCAUAUAUGUAUCCUGUUUGUAAAACAUUUCAUAUUUGUCAGCAGGAUUUUAUUGUGUAAUACUGAUAUAUAUGUUUUGUGUAUU
This is a messenger RNA of Condylura cristata (star-nosed mole), 1929 nucleotides long. It is a transcript of the gene L2HGDH, whose product is annotated as L-2-hydroxyglutarate dehydrogenase. The transcript has 11 exons. The record is from RefSeq and is a predicted model, not a curated record. Gene Ontology annotation, molecular function: (S)-2-hydroxyglutarate dehydrogenase activity; (S)-2-hydroxy-acid oxidase activity. NCBI's taxonomy places the organism in Eukaryota, Metazoa, Chordata, Mammalia, Eulipotyphla, Talpidae. Bases 28 to 1416 code for a protein of 462 amino acids.